This is a messenger RNA of Leptosia nina, 747 nucleotides long. Lineage: Eukaryota; Metazoa; Arthropoda; Insecta; Lepidoptera; Pieridae. The record is from the annotation of a GenBank genome assembly.
AUGUUAUUCAAUAUUUUAUCUGUGGUUAUUUUAUUUGCGUUUGUUGAAAUCGGUUCAGCGAUUAGCUGCUAUGAAUGCAACAGCGCUAACAACUCUAUGUGUCUGGAGCCGAACAUUUAUGAUAAGGAGAGCGUGCAUAGGUAUCUGAAGACGACAAAUUGCGACACCAAGAUGCCCAGGGCUCAGGUCAAUGGAAAGAUGUUUUGCAGGAAGAUAAUACAGACUAUUCUCCAUAAAGGACAUGAUGCUGAAGUGCGCGUGACGCGAGGUUGUGGCUGGGUGAAACACCACAGGGACUGCUACAAAGCUGACAACGACGACCAUCUCGAGACUGUCUGACCCAACAUCGCUCCGCUCAUGAAAUACAAACACACACACGUGCUAAACACGCAAACACGUGUGAACCACUCACACGAGAAUGCGAAUGACGCACGGAAGAGGGGCGGGGGGGGUGUCCACGAAACGGGCGGUUUAUAUACCUCGUUUCAACGUAAUCUCGUCAUUUCAGUUCGAAAAGUACACAAAGCUACAACACCCUUGGGGACGAAUUCGCAAUUCGCUAUGGAUACGUUAAAUAUAAAACCGUUAAGUAAGGCCAUAGAGUGGUCUCCGGAAGCGCCGAACGGCGUGGAGGCUGCUCGGGAGAUGGCGGUGCAGCAAUCUCCCACUGAAAUGGCCUCCACCUCGAGCGAGGAGCGCGCCAUUCGCCGCGUUAUGGGCCGCUGGGGCGCUGAGUGGUUGAGCUGA